AUGCCAAAACUGCAAAAGGAAUUUACAAUACGAUGCCCCAGGUGCUUAUUGCUUUUAAGCUCGCUAAUGCUUGCUGGAGUCUUGUUACAUAGUGGAGGUCAUGCGGCAUUGGCGACUGCAUCAAGACUUUAUGACGGCGAAGGGGAGCAAGCUGCAGGACUGGAACGUCUUGCCGCCAUUCGAAAGCAGCAGCAGCCGUUGCAGCUUUCGCCACCGGCCGCAGGCAAACCGCCGUCUCGGCCCCCGCCCUUUCUGGCGGUCCGCAAUACUGAGUCCGCCAGCAGCGACGAGGCCCAACGAUUAUAUGGCCAGGCCAGCAGCGUGUCGUACAUUGCGUACCUUCUUUUCGGUGCAGCAGAGCCCAUGUCGGAAGCUGAAGGUUCAUCCAGCAUCCUGCUUCCGUACCUGACACCAACCGUACUUCGGGUGUAUGCAUCUCAGCCCGGGCUGUGCAGCUCCGCCGUGGUGGAGCAGAUGUACGGAUUGUCUGCCUGCCAUUAUGGUCUGCUCAAGGCUCUCCGCACCACAUUCUCCUGGGUCCGUAACAACAUCCCGCUGCUGCUGCAAGAGGUGCCAGGACAGCCACAGGCCACAGCCGCCUGGCCCGACCUAUCUGCUCUCUCUGAAGCUGACUUCACUGCAGCAGUCCGUGAUGCGCUGCUGCUGAGGGGCAGUGGGGGCGACCAGCUGGCUGAGGCCGCCGCGACCGUAUCAGGGCCCUGUGGACUGAGCAUAACCGAUUUUGCUGCUCUGCAUGACGCUGCCUCCCGCCUUCACAUUUUCGCCUCCCGAGAUGCAAAGCUCGUCCAGCCACCGUCCGCCAUUCCGAAAUUGCUCAUCCCGCUGGUUUUCCACGUAAUGCUGUACAUGGAUGGAAACACCACGGGCCCAGCCAAGUAUGAACUCUCGGCAUUCUACGUACAGCGCCUUGUACAAAUUACGAAUUAUAUGUCCCGUCCAACCAACAUUGAGUUUUUUGUCAAGGAAGUCCGCAACAAUGCGACCGCCUAUCCGUACCUAUUGCUCAAGGAUCGGAAGACAUGGCUUCAGGUUCCAAACUUGGAUUGCGUCCCUGUAAAAGUUGAUUGUUUCCUAAGCACCGAUUUCGUACCAAGGACGGCGUCGGACUUCCCCCGAAGCAUCAACGUGUAUGUGGCAAACGACCUGACACUCAGAAUUGGGGUCAUGGGCUACGCCUUUGUGCCCGGCUCUGACACGCUGGCGUCCCAGGGCUUCGUUUUCAUCUCAUGGGACCAACUCGCUGCCGAAGGCGCCAACUCGCUUGCACUGUACAACGACGGCUCCAACACACUCUUGCACGAGCUUUUUCACCAUAUGGGCCUUCAGCACCCUUUUUACCGGCAACCUUCAUUGAAUCUUUCUAGCUGUGAUGACGGGGAUGCGGUUGUUGACACCCCUUCAGCAAAAGGCAAGUGCAAGUACACGACUACCACGCGGGAGGUACCGGUGCUGCUGCGUUGUGCUGAUUCCUAA
Messenger RNA from Volvox carteri f. nagariensis, 1494 nucleotides. RefSeq lists its product as uncharacterized. The coding region runs from base 1 to 1494 and encodes 497 amino acids. Gene Ontology annotation, molecular function: metallopeptidase activity. The record is from RefSeq and is a predicted model, not a curated record. NCBI's taxonomy places the organism in Eukaryota, Viridiplantae, Chlorophyta, Chlorophyceae, Chlamydomonadales, Volvocaceae. The transcript has 9 exons.